AUGGUGUUUCCACAUGUGUACUUAUUCAUAGUUUUAACUAUAACUAGGACUUCCAUAGGUGUUUCAGAAGGCUGGUUUUUACAUGUGACGGACUUUCACUGGGACAACACGUACACAAGUAGGGAUCUUUCCUGUAAUGGCGUGGUAAAUACCCACGGUGUUUAUGGGGACUACUGGUGCGACUCCCCGUUUUCACUUAUUGACGUCACAAUAAAGGCCAUGAAGAAUGCUACAAUAGAUAAGACAGUUGAUUUUAUGCUUUGGACUGGUGAUAGCAUUCUUCAUACCGGUGAUGAACAUCUAAGCAUCGACAAUAAUAUUGAAAUGCUUACAAAUCUGACAAACAAUUUACAGCAAACGUUUCCUACAAUGGACGUUUAUGCCACUUACGGAAAUCACGAUUACUUCCCUAAUGGACAGUACCCUCCACAUAACAAUGAGAUUUAUAACAGAACACUGGAACAUUGGAGAAGCUGGAUCAACGAUAGUACACAGGAGGAAACAUUUUUGAAAGGUUAG
Messenger RNA from Saccostrea cuccullata (small rock oyster), 519 nucleotides. RefSeq names its product acid sphingomyelinase-like phosphodiesterase 3b. NCBI's taxonomy places the organism in Eukaryota, Metazoa, Mollusca, Bivalvia, Ostreida, Ostreidae. The transcript is spliced from 3 exons. The record is from RefSeq and is a predicted model, not a curated record. Gene Ontology annotation, molecular function: phosphoric diester hydrolase activity. Bases 1 to 519 code for a protein of 172 amino acids.